Messenger RNA from Oncorhynchus mykiss (rainbow trout), 2998 nucleotides. NCBI's taxonomy places the organism in Eukaryota, Metazoa, Chordata, Actinopteri, Salmoniformes, Salmonidae. The record is from RefSeq and is a predicted model, not a curated record.
GAGGUGCUUUUACUUCUCUACCUAAUCGUCUCAUUUCGACAGGCUGCCCUGGUGGAUCUGACACAGGAGUGUCUGGGCUUCUCUACCUAAUCGUCUCAUUUCGACAGGCUGCCCUGGUGGAUCUGACACAGGAGUGUCUGGGCUUCUCUACCUAAUCGUCUCAUUUCGACAGGCUGCCCUGGUGGAUCUGACACAGGAGUGUCUAGGCUUGACGUUGUCUGACCUGUAAUGUCACUCUCUCGCCUGUCUGUUUGCUCACGCUCAGUCUUGACUUAACCAGCCAGGGAAGAUGUCCUCCAACCCGUCCCCAGGAGCAGAGUCUGGACCUGGGGCCAAACCCAAACCCCAGUCCCCCUUGAGGAAGAGGGGUAGCCUGCAGUACUCAACCAGCCCAGUUGACCGUCGUGGUGCCCGCCACUUCCUGACUUCCCAGCAUUCUUUGCCAGGGAUCCCCGUGGUGCUGAAACAGACAAUUGACCUACGCACCUCCAUGGACGGCAAGUACAAGGAAAUUGCUGAGGAGCUGUUCUCUCGCAGUUUAGCAGAGCGUGAUACGCUCAGCGCCCCUUAUGAGUUCCCUGAGGACAGUCCCAUAGAACAGCUGGAGGAGAGACGACAACGACUAGAGAGACAGAUCAGCCAGGAUGUCAAGUUUGAGCCAAAUAUCCUUCUGCGAGCCAAACAGGAGUUAAUGAAGACUGACAGCGCUACUGACCUAGAAUACCUGAAGGAGCAGAGCCAGGCAUUCAUGGACCUGUACCCCAAGGAGAAAGAACGGGAAGGAGAGAAGGAGUACCAGCGCGUCGCCAUCUCUGGAGAGGAGAAAUGUGGGGUUCCCUUCACAGACCUGCUGGAUGCUGCUAAGUGUGUAGUGAAGGCCUUGUUCAUCAGGGAGAAGUACAUCGGCCUGUCCAUGCAGAGCUUCUGUCGGACCACAGCCAGCUACCUGGAGAAGCUCAGUGACAGACCUCUAGAUAUGGGCAUAUACGAGGAGAUCCCGGAGACCUCUGUUACUGCAGAUUUAGACCAGACGGUCCAUCCUCCCGUCUCCACCACUCACCCUUACGAGAACCAGGAACCUGCCUGUAUGCCUCCUGAUGUAGGCUAUGGCUGCAGGAUGGUAAACGGUGUCGUCCACAUCUACACUAAUAAGGACACAAUGGAGAAGAGCACAGAGUUGGAGCUUCCUUAUCCAGACCUACAGGACUACAUCAAUGACAUGAACGUCAUGAUGGCUCUCAUCAUCAACGGACCUGUGAAGUCGUUCUGUUACCGUCGGUUACAGUACCUGAGUUCUAAGUUCCAGAUGCACAUCCUGCUGAAUGAGAUGAAGGAGCUGGCAGCUCAGAAGAAAGUUCCUCAUAGAGACUUCUACAACAUACGCAAGGUGGAUACCCAUAUCCACGCCGCAUCCUGUAUGAACCAGAAACACCUGCUGAGGUUUAUCAAGAGGGCCAUGAAGAAGUAUCCAGGGGAGAUUGUGCAUGUGGAGAGAGGCAAGGGACAGACGCUCAUGGAGGUGUUCGAAACCAUGAACCUCACAGCCUUCGACCUGAGUGUGGACACACUGGAUAUGCAUGCUGACCGCAACACUUUCCAUCGCUUUGACAAAUUCAACGCCAAAUACAACCCCAUUGGGGAGUCCAUCCUGAGAGAGAUCUUCAUCAAGACAGACAACCACGUGCAGGGGAAAUACUUUGGACACAUCAUCAAGGAGGUGAUGGCUGACCUGGAGGAGAGUAAAUACCAGAACGUGGAGCUGCGUCUGUCCAUCUGCGGCCGCUGCAGAGACGAAUGGGACAAGCUGGCCCAGUGGGCCGUCAAACACCAAGUCUACUCUAACAACGUACGCUGGCUGGUGCAGGUCCCACGACUCUUUGAUGUGUACCACACCAAGAAGCAGCUGUGUAACUUCCAGGAGCUGCUGGAUAACAUCUUCAUGCCUCUGUUCGAGGUCACCAUCGACCCCGCCAGGCACCGUGAGCUGCACCUCUUCCUACAGCACGUGGUGGGCCUCGACAGUGUGGACGACGAGUCUAAACCAGAGCAACACUGCUUCAACAUGGAGAGUCCUCUGCCAGUCAACUGGACUGUGGUAGACAACCCUCCUUAUGCCUACUACCUGUACUAUAUGUACGCUAACAUGACCGUGCUCAACCACCUGCGCAGGCAGAGAGGUUUCAACACCUUGGUGCUGCGUCCUCACUGUGGGGAGGCGGGGCCUAUCCAUCACCUGGUGUCGGGUUUCAUGCUGUCAGAGAACAUCUCCCAUGGACUGCUGCUCAGGAAGGCCCCUGUGCUGCAAUACCUGUACUACCUGGCUCAGAUCGGCAUCGCCAUGUCUCCUCUCAGCAACAACAGCCUGUUCCUCAGCUACCACCGUAACCCUCUGCCUGAAUAUCUGUCCAGAGGACUCAUGGUGUCACUGUCCACUGACGACCCUCUACAGUUCCACUUCACUAAGGAGCCCCUGAUGGAGGAGUACAGCAUCGCUGCUCAGGUGUGGAAGCUCAGCUCCUGUGACAUGUGUGAGCUGGCCAGGAACAGUGUUCUGAUGAGCGGUUUCUCCCAUAAGGUGAAGAGUUACUGGCUGGGCCCUCACUACAUCAAGGAGGGCCAGGAGGGCAAUGACAUCCGACGCACCAACGUCCCCGACAUCCGUGUGGAGUACCGCUAUGAGACCAUGUGUGAAGAGCUUAACCUCAUCACCCAGGCCAUCCACACAGAGGAGCUGGCCAUCCACACAGAGGAGCUGGCCAUCCACACAGAGGAGCUGGAGGCCAUCCACACAGAGGAGUUGCAGGCCAUCCACACAGAGGAGGGAAUGCUAUGUAGGGGGCCUGUUUAAGGGGAGAGAGGAGGAGAGGAGGCUGUGUAAGGGGCCUGUUUAAGGGGAAAGAGUAGGAAGAAGGAGGAGUAAUAGGAAGGAGGAGGAGUAACAGGGAAGAGGGCAUCCUUCGUAUGGGGCCUGUGUAGGAAGAGGAGGUACGAGGAGCAG